GUGCAAAUGUGUAAUGGCCACGUCGAUAGAAUGGCAUCGCGUGAAAAAGCGCUUUCAGAGGAAGUAUGGAGAUUAUUUUCUGAUAUAUACACAAAGAACGCGGGAGCGUUAAAGAACGUCGUAUGACGUGGCCGAUGAUACGCCCAACCACCCACAAACUGUUAUGAAAUGGCUACAUAUAUUUUUAUGCGAGAAAAUUGUGCUAAAGUUAUACACGAAUAUUUCGCCAAGAAAGGUGUCAUAAUCCAUUUCGCAAAAGUUUAACGUUAGUAGGGAAUCUUAUAAACAAAAUGAACAACUUCAAGCAAAAUUUACAAAUUAUAACGUUAUAUCUUCAUAUUUUAUCAUAUGUUUUAAGAGUACAGGCAGAAGGUAUUUCAUGUUUCAAAUGCUUCGUAUCGUUCACAAAGCAGGAAGAAAUGGAUCUGCUUUGUUCUCAUUUUGAUGGGAGUGAAAAAUUUCAAGUAUUUUGUCCAAGCUCAACACUCUGUAUGAAGAGAACUAUCGAGUACAAGUAUAAUAAAACAACUGUAGUAACUUCUGUUCAGAGAGACUGUGCACCACAAAAAUAUAUUUCGCAUACAUACAAUGAUAUUGAAAGAAAAUGGCACAAAAAAGAAGAAGUCAUAACAAGUGCUUAUGAUGAAGGUUGCUUUGUUGGUGAACACAGAGGAGCACCAACGAAUCCACCGGAAUAUUGUUUCUGUAGCUUUCACUUAUGUAACUCAUCAACUUUACCAAUUAGAAUGCUUAACGAGAUAUAUGGAAUAUUAUUAAUAUUAUUUAUAAGAUUGUUGUAAAAUUAACUGUUUAACUUGUGACACUGAAACUAUAUGAAACAUUUUACUUAAAGAAAAGUAUCUUAUGCAAAUAAAAUAAUUUUUUCUGAGAUUA
Messenger RNA from Pseudomyrmex gracilis, 894 nucleotides. RefSeq lists its product as uncharacterized. The record is from RefSeq and is a predicted model, not a curated record. The transcript is spliced from 4 exons. The coding region runs from base 291 to 800 and encodes 169 amino acids. NCBI's taxonomy places the organism in Eukaryota, Metazoa, Arthropoda, Insecta, Hymenoptera, Formicidae.